GUGGAAUUCCCUCAUGCUGGAGUUUGCACUGGAUGCUUUUACAAAGCUGGAUACUCUGGUAAUGAUAAUAAUUUAAAAAAAAACAACAACCCACAACCAUAUUCCUUGAAUGGGGAUGGAGUCUGCGGCCUUGCGAGCAGGCGUUAUUAAUGUGCCAAUUGCUCUGAUAUGAUCACAUACACAGGGAGCAGUGUGGGCUGAUGGAGUAAAAACUAGCCUGGGCAAUCUUUACGAGCUGAAAUCCUGCACAUCCCAGAAGGGUUUGUUUCUCUCCGCAGAGUUUGUGAGGCUAUUCGAAAUCUGCCUCAAAACCAACCAGCCAAAGAACCCCCAGAAGCCCUGUUGCACCAGACUUCCCCGUGAGCUGGCAGGGAUGGUUUUUUGUUUGUUUGUUUUUUUGACAGAAACUUGCGUGUAACUUUCCCUGGAGGAAGAGACGAUUUUUGUGAUUGUUCUUGCGGUAUUUUAAAACUGAGAAACUAGUAGAGUCUCUUCAGCCGUCAUGAGUGACUGACAACUCGGAGUUUGUGUGGGGGUGUUUGGAAGCUACAAGCAGCUAACGCUCACGGCGUGGGAGCCCCCAGAUGGGACUAGAUCCACGCUCCGGUGCUCCUUAUGGGGUUGAAGUCAGUACCGAGGUGAGUCAUGGCUGUGCGAAAGGCUGUGACCUGUGCUCUGAGUUCAACGGGUGCCUGAAAUGUUCCCCCAAACUCUUCAUACUGCUGGAGAGGAAUGACAUCCGACAGAUCGGGAUCUGCCUGCCCUCCUGUCCGCUGGGGUACUUCGGUGUUCGCAAUCCAGACAUGAACAAGUGCAUAAAAUGCAAAAUUGAGAACUGUGAGGCCUGUUUCAGCCGAAACUUUUGCACAAAAUGUAAGGAAGGUUUGUACUUGCACAAAGGGAGAUGUUAUUCCACCUGCCCAGAAGGCUACUCUGCUGCCAAUGGCACUAUGGAGUGCAGCAGUCCUGCACAAUGUGAACUGAGCGAGUGGGGCCCCUGGGGCCCGUGCGCCAAGAAAAGGAAGCUGUGUGGCUUCAAGAAAGGCAACGAAGAGCGAUCGCGGAAGGUUCUGCAGGCUCCCUCUGGAGAUGUGUCCAUGUGUCCUGCCACGACAGAGCUCCGGAGAUGCACCGUGCAGAAGAACCAGUGCCCUGAAGGAAAAAGGAAGAGAAAGGAAGAGCAAGAAAAGCGAGAUAACACGAAUGGAAACAGAAACCAGAAAGACACCAAAGAUGCCAAAUCUGGCACCAAGAAAAGGAAAGGCCAGCAGAGAGGGACUGUGGUCCCCAUGACUCCUGCUAGCCCUGCUCAAUAGCUGCCCCUUUACAGUCACAUGAUGGCAAGAGUUCAUUGCUGCUAUGUAUAUGAAAGCUUUAUCGAACCGGAGCACUGCUACACAACGUACACAAUCAGAAAGAUACAGAAACUACAUAUUCACAUAAAGACUGACAGAGAUCACACACAUACGCAACACAGACUGCAAAGCGCAAACUUCUAAGAAGAGGAGUAAGAAAAUAUAAGAGGUGAAGCUUAAAUGCCAAGGACUUUACAAUGGGAAGCUGGGGAGAAAGUGUGACCAGAGUGGAGGGCAGUGAUGCAGAUAUUCCUGAUUAAAUGUCUCAAAUAGAAGUCAGCCAUGUAAACCCCAGCAUAACGCAGCUUCAGCCAGAGACUAGAACUGAUUUGCUACUAUUCCAAAUCAAAGGAUCUGGAAUCGCGCAAAGGCAGUGGCCUGUUUCUAUUCCCCCUUCCUUUAUUCUGUGUUUUAAGCUGUAAGAGAAUAUAUGUUAAACCUUUGUGAGAAGAGGUCAGAGAUGUCUGCCCUGAAAUGGCUUCAAAAAUUUAUUUCAAAUUAAAAAAAAAA
Messenger RNA from Trachemys scripta elegans, 1865 nucleotides. It is a transcript of the gene RSPO1, whose product is annotated as R-spondin 1. Bases 585 to 1316 code for a protein of 243 amino acids. Lineage: Eukaryota; Metazoa; Chordata; Testudines; Emydidae. The record is from RefSeq and is a predicted model, not a curated record. The transcript has 6 exons.